UAUAUAUAACCUAUAUAUAUUUUUGCCUGUAUAUAUAUGCGCACAAAGUAUAUGUAUUAGUGUACGCGAAAGAAAUAAGAUUUUCAACUAAAAAUAGUGCCUUUAUUUUCAAAAAAAAAAAAAAAAAUCAAAUUAUAAUUUCUAAUAACGACAACGCUAAUAAACGACGAUUUUUUUGCUAACUUUUCAAUCAAAUCAAUAUAUUAAUAAUAAUAUCAUUUCAAACACAUACACGCACGCAUGUUUGAGUUAAGAGUUUAAAGAUAAUUGUUAAAUACAAUAAUUAAUCGCAACGGCCAGGCCAAAGUAAUUGAUUAGUACCGUAUUGAAGGAAAUCGAAAGAUGACUUUCACGCGAUUAAAAACUCUGACAUUGCUCGUGUGUACAUUACUGGCACUGAGUUUUCCCGGAUAUGUGAAUUGCGCUAACAAGAAAGGAUCGCAGCCAGCGGCGGCGCCGCUUGAGCCAGAGGCCGUCAUCGAGGAGGUCAAUGCCAAGCAGUUGGAGAAGCUGUUGGCCGACAAGGAUUACGUUGCCGUCUUCUGGUAUGCGCGUAGCUGUGUGACCUGUGAUAAGGUUUUAGCGGAGCUCGAAAAAAUCGACGAUGACACCGAUUCAUUUGGUGUGGACUUUGUGAAAAUUAACGACAAACGACUAGCCAAACAAUAUGGCAUCAAGACCUUCCCGGCGCUCACCUAUUUCAGGGAAAAGGAGCCCAUCAUCUAUGAUGGUGAUCUCAUGGAUGAGGAGGGCGUGCUCGAUUUUCUAACCUCGCUCGAGGCCAUGGAUCUGCCCGAUCGCAUCGAGGAGGUAAACGCCAAGAUAUUGCUAAAGAUUAUCGAGGAUACCGAUUUUGUUGCCGUGCUAUUCUGUCCUGAUCAUGAAACAUGCCCACCCAGGGUAAUGGAUAAACAGCAAUGCCGCAAAUGCGCCAAGGCUUUGCAAGAAUUGGAGAAUAUCGACGAUGAGGCCGAUCAAUUGGGCAUCGGUUUUGUCAAAAUACACGACGAGGCAUUGGCCGAUGAAUACAACCUAGGCAAUCUGCCGGCAUUGGUCUACUAUCGCCAUCAGACUCCGAUCAUCUAUGAAGGUGAGCUGCAGCGUGAGGAGGAUGUCUUGGAGUGGUUGGUGCAAAAUAAAUCGACCGGCGAUGAGGACGAUGUUAUCGAGGAUGUCACCACCAAGACGUUAUCGACGCUUAUAAGCAAUAUCGAUAAUUUGGUUGUGCUGUUCUAUGAUCAUGGCAAUGAUGAUUCGAUGACCGUAUUGGAAGAGCUAGAACAAAUCGACGAUGACUGCGAUAAGCAUGGCAUACAGUUUGUGAAAAUCGACGAUGCCAAGGCGGCAGCCGAUUACGGAAUCGAUUCGAUUCCGGCAAUUGUAUACUUUGAAAAAGAAAUUCCAAACGUUUACGAUGGCGAUCUCAUGGAUGAGGAACAGAUACUGAAAUGGUUGUUGGGACAGUUGGAACGUGAUGAAAUCGAGGAUGUCACCGAUGAAAUGCUCGAUACAAUGAUUAAAGAAGGACGCGUAAUUGCAGUGCUGUUCUACGACAACAACGACAAGAAAUCCCAAAAGGUGCUCGAAGAACUUGAGAACAUUGACGACGAAUGCGACGCAUUGGGCAUUACUUUCGUGAAAAUCGAUAAUCCCGAGGAGGCCGUUGAAUAUGGCAUCAAUAAAGUUCCUAAACUGAUAUACUUUGAAAAAGGCAUUCCAACUAUAUACGAAGGCAAUCUGGAGGAUGAGGAGAAGCUAUUAAAAUGGCUCGAAGAACAAACUAGUUCCGAUCAAAUUGAAGACAUUACCGAUGAAAUGUUGGAUUUGAUCAUUGAGAAAAUGCCCCACGUUGCUGUGCUCUUCUAUGACAAAGAUCAAAAGAAAUCACAGAAAGUUCUCGCUGAACUGGAAAACAUUGACGAUGAGUGCGAUCAGAACGAUAUCGCUUUCGUGAAAAUCGAUGACGAUAAGGAAGCCAAAGAAUGGGGUAUCGAUGAAAUACCCUCGAUUGUGCUCUUCGAACGUGGUAUUCCGCACAUCUACGAGGGUGAUCUUAUGAAAGAAGACGAGCUGCUUGGCUGGCUGGUGCAUCAGAAGCGUUAUUCCGAAAUUCCCGAGGUUACCGACGAAAUGAAGGACAAAUUGGUCGAGAACACCGAGCAUUUGGCGGUCAUAUUCUAUGACAAGGAAGACAAACAGGACAUGCGCAUCCUAAACGAACUGGAGAACAUUGACGAUGAGCUCGAAAAGGAGGGCAUUGUCAUUGUGCGCAUCGAUAAUGCCGCCGAGGCCAAGGAAUACGGUCUCGAUCAUUUGCCCGCGCUAAUAUACUUUGAGAACAAGAUACCAGCUCUGUACGAGGGCGAUCUGAUGAACGAGGACGAGGUCCUUGAAUGGCUGGUGGUGCAAAAGAAAACAGCGACCAUUGAGGAGGUCACCGAUGAGAUUCUCGUUAAUCUGAUCAAUGAGCAUGAGUAUGUUGUUGUAUUCUUUACGGGUCCCUGCGAACCGGGCGAGUCCUGUGACCAUACACUGAACGCAUUGGAAAGCAUCGACGAUGAGCUAGACGAGGCUGGCAUUAUAUUUGUUACCACUGAGGAUACGGGCGUCGCUAAAAAAUACAAUGUCAAAUCUUAUCCACGAUUGGUGUUCUUCAGAAAUCGUGAUCCAUUGCACUUUACGGGCGAUUUGGAUGACGAGGACGAGGUCUUGGCUUGGAUCACCGAUGACGAAACCCUCGAGAUUCCCGGAAAAAUCGAGGAGGUCAAUGUGAAAAUGUUGGAUAAAAUUUUGGCAGAAAACGAUCAUGUUGUCGUGUUCUUCUACGCCGAGGGGGAUAAGAAGGCACAGAAGAUCCUCAACGAAUUGGAGAACAUCGACGACGAAUGCGAGGAAAAAGACAUCGACUUUGUAAAGACAUCCGAUGACGAUAUUGAUAAGGAAUACGAUCUGCCCGGUUUGCCGGCGCUUGCAUUUUAUAGACAUAAGUUUAGAACAAUUUACACCGGUGAUCUGAUGAAGGAAGAGGAAAUUCUGGAAUGGGUUAUCGAUUUGCAUGAAUCGACUGCUGAUGUUAUCGAAUCGGUCGAUCGCAAAACGCUGCAAGUGUUGAUCAACGACGUUGAGCAUCUCGCUGUUUUCUUCUACGAUGAUGAGUGCGAGACAUGCCCCGGCAUCUUGGAAGAGUUGGAGAAUAUCGAUGACGAUACCGAUAAGCAUGGCAUACAGUUUGUCAAAUCGAAUGAUGUUAAGCUGGCUCAUGAAAUUGGCAUUUUCGCAUUCCCAGCCUUAGUUUACUACGAAACAGGCGUUCCGAUCAUGUAUGAUGGUAAUUUGGAGAGUAACCAAGAGGUCUUCAAUUGGAUACUGGAGCAGAAGGCCGAUCAAAGCAUUGAGCUUAUUAAUCGAGAACAACUAAUUGAAUAUAUAGGCACGAAAGACUUUUUAGCGGUUGUCUUCUACAAAGAGGAUGAUCCGGACUCUCCGCGCGUCCUGCGACACAUUGAACUUAUCGACGAUGAGGCUGCCGAAUAUGGCAUUUAUAUAGUCAAAAUGCAUGACAAGCUGAUGGCCAAGAAAUAUGGCUAUAGAAAUCCGCCCGGCCUGACCUAUUUCCGCAAAGGCAAAUACAUCAACUACGAUGGCGACAUCGACGACGAGGAGGAGGUGCUCGACUGGCUAACGAGUCCGGCCAAUAUGGAAAUGACCGAUCACAUUGAGCAGGUCAAUCGCAAGAUGUUCGAGAAAAUACGCAAGAAUUCCGACUAUGUGGCGGUCAUAUUCUACAGCGAGGAGUGCAAGCAGUGUCCACGCGUCCUGGCUGAGGUGGAGCACAUCGAUGAUGAUGCGGACAAGGCAGGCAUUGAUUUUGUCAAGAUCGAUGACAAGCAAAUGGCCAAGGAAUACGGCGUCUUCGCGCUGCCCGCCAUCGUCUUCUUUAAGCCCACAUCCAAGGAGCCAGUUAUAUACGCCGGUGAUCUUUAUGAAGAAGAACAGAUCCUAUCUUGGUUGCUUACGCAAAAGGAUCCAAGUGGAGAUGUUAUCGAAGAUCUCGAAGGCGAACGACUCGUUCAGUUAAUCGAAGAGUCUGGCUCCAUAGCUGUGUACUUCUGGAACAAGACCAAGUGCGAUAUUUGCAAUUCGAAAGCCAUGCGCAAGGCGCGCCUGAAAAAGGAGCGCGAACAGCAUCAACAGGAUGGCGGCACCGCCAGUGCAGCGGCCGCCUUUGGCAGCGAUCCUGAGGCAGGUGGUGGCGGCGGCGGUGGUGCUGCUGCUGGUGGCGAAGGCACCGAAGGUGCCGAGGGUGGCGAGGGUGGAGCAACGGAGGCCAGCGCUGGCAAACAAGAAGAUGAUGCCGAUGGCUGUGAGCAGUGCACCAAGGUGCUGGAGGAACUGGAGAAUAUUGACGACGAUUGCGACAAACAUGGCAUCACAUUUGUCAAAACACGCGACUUCUCUGUAGCCGACGGUUAUGGUGUCCACGAGUAUCCGGCUCUGGUCUACUUUGAAGGCGGCAUACCCAAUGUUUUUGAAGGUGAGCUCAGCGAGGAGGAGGAAGUACUUCAGUGGUUAAUCACACAAAAGACGGAGGAUCGCAUUGAGCUAAUCACACGUCAGAUGCUGGAAACCAUGGUCGAGGAAACCCAAUAUCUGGCCGUCUACUUCUACAAAAUCAAUUGCAAUAUCUGUGAUCAGAUAUUGGAGGGUCUGGAGCUGAUUGACGAUGAAUGCGAUGUCUUUGGCAUACACAUGGUCAAAAUACAAGAUCCGCAACUGGCGAAACGUUAUUCUAUCAAGACCUUCCCGGCCUUGGUCUACUUCCGCAAUGGCAAUCCCCUGCUCUUUGAGGGCGAUCUACAGAACGAACAGUCCGUCCUUGAGUGGUUGAUAGACGAUGACAAUCGGGAGCUGGCCGAUGAGAUUGAGGAGGUGAAUGAGCGCAUGUUGGAUCGCCUCAUGGCCGAGUCUACUUUGCUGGUCGUAUUCUUCUACGACGAUGAUUGUGCCGAGUGCGAGGAGAUACUUGAGGAGCUCGAGGAAAUUGAUGGCGAGGCUGACAUGUUUGGCAUUGAUUUUGUUAAGAUUGCCAGCGUGGAGGCGGCCAAAAAGUAUGAAGUUGUCAAUAUACCCUCGCUGGUGUAUUUCCGAAAACAAGUGCCUGUGCUUUAUGAUGGCGAUAUGCAUCAGCAUGACAAGGUUAUUACCUGGCUAACAUCACAGGAUGUAUUCGAAAUUAAAAACGAAAUCGAAGAGGUUAAUCGUAAAAUGCUGGACAAGCUGCUCGAGGAAAACGAAUUUAUAUCUGUGUUCUUUUAUGAGCACAAUCAGCCGGACAGCAUUGCGUCUUUGGAGAAACUGGAGAACAUUGACAGCGAAACGGAUAAUCUGGACAUAACAUUUGUUAAAAUGGCCGAUUCGCGUUAUGCCAAAAAAUGGGGCGUUACCAAGCUGCCAGCCAUGGUCUAUUUCCGGCGCCGUUUUCCCAGCAUAUACAGAGGCGAUUUGCUCUCGGAGGAUGAGGUGCUCGAAUGGCUGCGCAAGAAUCGCUUCCGCCAGCCGGAACUGAACAUAUUCAUGUACGCCCUGAUAGCCCUGGCGCUGGCGUUCGUCAUCUAUACCGCCUUCUUGCUGCAGUGCUUCAAGCCCGCCCCACCGCCCCCAGUACAGCAUCCGAAGCAGUCGUGAUGUGGCCCAAUUCCGUGGGUCAACUGUGGAUGCUGUUGGCAAAAUUUUAUUGAAGAACAUACGAUAUUGCAACUACUACAAGGGCGUGCCUGCGUGUAGAGAACGAGAGGGAGAGUCAGGGGGAGAGUGAGGAAAAGAGUGAGAGGAAGAGGAAGAGAGCAAAUGAAAAACUUAAAUAGAAAAACGAAGCGAAACACACAAGCCACUACACACACACACGCACGCACAACACACACACACACACACACAUCCAAUCAUCAUCAUGAAGCAUUACAUUAAAUAACGAACUAUCAUCAUGGAAUCGUCUAAAUUAGACGACUUUAAGAAAUGACUUUAUAACGACAGUGCCGAAUAUGCUGCUCCCAAGUAUUGUGCGACAGACAGAGACACAGAGAGAGAGAGGAAGAGAGAGAGAGAGAGUCCCUGGUGACAGAACAUUGCAAAUAUUACAUACUAUAUCAUUUGAAUGAUAAUAAUGACAACAACUACAACAACAACAAC
Drosophila virilis is the source of this 6186-nucleotide messenger RNA. It is a transcript of the gene hlk, whose product is annotated as hulk. The record is from RefSeq and is a predicted model, not a curated record. Lineage: Eukaryota; Metazoa; Arthropoda; Insecta; Diptera; Drosophilidae.